GAUACUCAAAUAGAUUUUAUACAUUCAAUCGUAUAAAUUUUUGAGUUCAAUUGAUUCUGCCAAGCUAUAUAAUCGUUUGGAGGAUAAUUAUAUCUUGAAGAACAGUGAAAUGUCGGUUCCCGAUGCGAGUCGCAAAACGCAGAAAUGGCAUGGACUGUUCUUGUUUGGACCGACAACAUGUGCAGUGGGUUAUUGGAUGCUGAAGGGUCUCUCAAGACUCACGAAAGAAGCUAAUCUCGACGGCUUCAGACCACACGCUCCUUUGUGGUUGCUAAUGUUAAUGUUGCUGUUUCAUUGGUUUGUUCUCUAUCGCCUGUAUUUUCAUCCUUUGGCGGCAUUUCCUGGUCCGAUGUUGGCUUCCGUUACCGACUGGUACAAUGUCCAUCGUUGUCUCAAGGGCGACCGUCAUUUAAAUGAAUAUCGGCUCCAUGAGAUAUAUGAUUUUAAAAAAGCCACAUCUAGUCCUCUAAUGCGUACUGUUGGACACUCUGAAAUUAACAAUUAACGAAACUCCCAGGACCAAUUGUACGAGUUGGACCGAAUCGACUAUCUCUCAACAGCACUACCGCUCUUCAAGACAUAUAUAGCUCUGCCGCCAACACGCAGAAGUCCGACUUUUAUACGAUAUAUCACUACUUUUUCAAAGGUCCAUCUGUCCUCACCACUAUCGACAAAAAGAUUCACGCGCUCAAGAGACGUAUUCUGGUCAAAGCUCUGAAUCCACAGGCGGUGCAAGAGCUACAGAAUCUGAUCUAUCAAAACUCUCAACGAUUCUCCGAAUAUCUUCGAGCAGGAAAAAAUGGGAAGGUGUCAGCGGGCGAAUGGACACACCCCCACGAUAUGUCAAAAGCUUUGACAUAUCUACUAGCGGAUAUUAUGGGUGAUGUAACUUUCAGUCGUAAUUGGGGGAUGUUAAAAGAUGAGGAAAAUCGACAUGUGAUAGACCUCAUGGCUGAUGCGGCUCUUGCUAUGAACACGCUAGGAUACAUGCGUACAGUGGAAAAACUCGGCCUAUUCAGAUUGAUCCCACGAUCUUUAUUAAAUGGUGCCAAUAAGCUUUUUGCUCUCAGCAAAUCUCAGACAGAUUGGCGGGUAAAUCACAAAAAGGAUUUAGCUAACGCGGACAUUUUCUCUGCCAUUCUUGCUGCACAAGAUCAAGAAGCUGGAGAGAUCUUUACUCAAGAACAAUUAAUUGCUGAAGCCGGUGUCUUGAUAAUAGCUGGCAUGGAUACCACUGCAUCAGGGCUAACGGCAACCAUCUUUUACCUUCUUCACUACCCACUUGUCUACGAACGUUUACAAAGGGAAAUCAGAGAGAAAUGGGCGAAGGUCAGUGAAAUCAAAGUUGGCGCAAAGCUGAAUGAAUACAAAUAUCUUACGGCAUGUAUUGACGAGGCCAUGCGACUUUCGCCUGGUGUUGGGGCCGGUAUACCAAGGGAGGUUAUGAAAGGAGGGGCUAUUAUCGAUGGUUACGCCAUUCCAGCUGGAGUCACAGUCGGGGCCUCCGCCUACAGUAUUCAUCACGAUGAAAGAUAUUUCGGAGACCCAUUCGUUUAUAUGCCUGAGCGUUGGCUUGAUCGAGAGGGCGAAAAUGACUUAUCAAAGGGAAGUGCCCGAAACUCCAAAGUCUUUGAACCAAAAGCUUUCACCCCAUUCGGCACUGGGAGAACUAGCUGCAUAGGUAAAUAUCUGGCAUAUCAGGAGAUGGAAGUAGUGUUGGCACGAUUGAUCUGGGAGUUUGAUAUGAGACUGAGUGUUCAAGAGGGAGUAGGACUUGGGGAGGGUAAGAAGGGGAUGGGUUGGGGCAGAGAGAGGAAGCGAGAGUUCCAGACUUGGAACAGAUUUGUUAGUUGGCAUGAAGGCCCAAUGGUGGAAUUUAGAUUGAGAAGCGGGAAUGAGAGUAACCGGGAUGAUCUGUGAAGUGUUGGGCCCAUUAGUUAGUCUUGAUUGAGAAUGGUGUAAUCCUUUCGAAUGUUGGGACGGCAGAGUACUAGGGAAGCGCGGAAGCUACGGAGUGAUUUAUUGUCUCUUUUUUUCGCGGUUGAUUCGUAUAUGCAGGCCAAACCUUUAGAGUAGCCCAGAGUUAAACUUUUCGUUAGGUUUACUAGAUGGAUAUGCUACAACAUAGCGCGAAAGCUUCUUCAGCUUGAUAUUGACAUCAAUAUUUAAAACUCCGAAUAUACUGGCCAGACCCAGUACUUUGCUAGUAGAUUAUACAAUUAAUGUUAUCAUUCUAGACUUUC
This is a messenger RNA of Botrytis cinerea B05.10, 2243 nucleotides long. RefSeq lists its product as hypothetical. Gene Ontology annotation, molecular function: heme binding; iron ion binding; oxidoreductase activity, acting on paired donors, with incorporation or reduction of molecular oxygen. The record is from RefSeq and is a predicted model, not a curated record. The transcript is spliced from 3 exons. NCBI's taxonomy places the organism in Eukaryota, Fungi, Ascomycota, Leotiomycetes, Helotiales, Sclerotiniaceae. The coding region runs from base 110 to 505 and encodes 131 amino acids.